AUGUUACAAUCUCCAUUUUCUUUCACUCCAAGGAAAGAUAGAUGCAAUUCAAAUCCAAUAACAAAAACAAUACCUUCUGUAUUAUUACCUUCACAAUCAUCAUGUAAUACAAUAAAUAAAAAUAUAUCUUUUGAUAUUCCCUCAACUCCCGAACCUAAAUCAACUACAAUAAAUAUGUUAAAUACGCCACCAUCAACUACAUCAAGAAGAAAUAGUACAAAUAAAAGACAAAAAUCAACAACAAGAGUGACGAAAACCCCAACAAAAACAAGAAGUACAACUCGAAAGCAGAAACAAAAACAGUUACAAUUAGAAAAUGAAAAUAAAAAUAAUAUAGUUUUACCAUUAUCACCUCCAAUGAUGUCUUCAAUUGAGUUAAAAUUAAAACUAAUACAAUCAAAAUUAUCAAAUAUUGAUAAUAAUACAAGUAUAAAAUCAGAUAUAUCAACAUUAUUAGAUUCAACUUUACUAGAAAUAAAUCAACAACAAGAACAACUUAAAGAAAAUAAUAUAUCACAAUCAAUACCAUCUUCAUCACCUUCUUCUUCAUUAAUUCAAGAUUUAUUACCAAAAUUAACAAAUGAUCAAAUUUUACAAGGUUCAAAAAAUAAUUAUAUUUUAGAAACUCCAAAAAAUCAAAUUUUAUCAAAUGAAUUUGAAACUUAUUCACCUCCAUUAGCUCCAAAACAAGAUUUUAAUUCACUAAUAAAUAAUAAUAAUGAGAAUUAUUCAAAUAUUGAUUUUAAUUUAAUUUCAUGUCAAUUAGAUUUUUUAAAUGAUGAAUUUUGUUAG
Molecule: messenger RNA, 792 nt
Organism: Lodderomyces pseudojiufengensis
Lineage: Eukaryota; Fungi; Ascomycota; Pichiomycetes; Serinales; Debaryomycetaceae
Exons: 1
Coding region: 1-792 (263 amino acids)
Source: RefSeq, a predicted model, not a curated record